Aspergillus ochraceoroseus IBT 24754 is the source of this 732-nucleotide messenger RNA. RefSeq lists its product as uncharacterized. The transcript has 5 exons. Lineage: Eukaryota; Fungi; Ascomycota; Eurotiomycetes; Eurotiales; Aspergillaceae. Bases 1 to 732 code for a protein of 243 amino acids. The record is from RefSeq and is a predicted model, not a curated record.
AUGGCACACAACACCCCGAAUUACGGCUGGCCAAGCCGAUCGUCACAACCCCUUCAGCCUUCUUCUAUGGCGAUGGAGCAGCCGCCGUUCUCCCAACCUCAGGGCCUGUCGUCACACCCCGCAUAUCCUAUCGGAUACAAUUCACAGCAUCACCCUGCUUCCCAAAGCUACUACCAGGCAGGAGCCCCCUCUGGGCAGUAUUUCUCGCCGGCGCAUACAGGUGCACCGCACAACCGACACCAUCCCCGAAGUGCGUCGAUACCAUACUCCUUUCCUAGUAACUCGAUCCCGACCAGUUCGACAGCGAUGCAAGACCAGCUAUUUACCUCCCCUCCCUCUUCCUAUCUAGUCCACCAGUCAGAGUACUACCUAGCACAAGGAUCUUCGCUUUCGUCGACCGCCGCAUCAUUAGCCGUUAGCCCUCAACCGCAGCCGAUAGUGCCCUCCGGACCUGUUUACUCCUCACCCGACUCUGCUCCAGCCCCCUCAGACCCGGAACAACAGGUCAGGGUGAUCAGCUUUCGGCCAAAGCCCCAAUGUUGGGAUCACGGGUGCAAUGGGCGUGAAUUCUCAACCUUCAGUAACCUUCUCCGCCAUCAACGAGAGAAAUCCGGCGUCGUUGCCAAGGCAGAAUGUCCCAGCUGUGGGGCUGUUUUUACCCGCACUACCGCCAGAAAUAUCCAUGUGGCUCAGGGGAAAUGCAAGGGCAUUGGGAGAGAUUCGUCAAACUAA